AUGCCUACCCCACUUAUCAUCUCACCAUCCGACCCGAUCAUCUCCCACCCAGACACCGUCAUCUUGGACGCGUCUUGGCUUUACGAGCCCGAUCCGCCCACACGAGAUGCAUACAAGGAGUUUUUGGAGGGUCCACGAUUCCCGGGAGCAAGGUUCUGGUCCUUGGAUGAUGUCUCGGAGCCUCAUCCAGAAGGAUACGCUUUAAUGCUGCCUUCUCCUGAAAGAUUCGCCAGGUUUGCCGGUGAACAUGGUAUCGGUCAAGACUCACACGUGGUCGUGUACGAUAGCGAAGGAGUAUUCUCAGCUCCUAGAACUGCAUGGACCUUUAAGGUCUAUGGCCACGCAAAAGUGUCUUUGAUCGAUGGAGGACUACCUCGAGCCAAAGCAGAGGGAGUGAAUUUGGAAGCGGGUCCUCCGCAGGAAUAUAAGAUUGCUUCGAGAACAGCACCGUUAGAAGAUGGGACUGUUCUGAUUGACGCGCGACCGGCCGCUUCGUACGAAUCAGGUCAUAUACCCACUUCCCUUCUGUUUGAUUUUCCCGAGGCUCUUCUCAAACAUCCCGCUGGGUAUACUUAUCUACGAGAGCCAGAGAAGCUUAAGAAAUACUUUAUGGAAAAAAUUGGUGUACAAGCAGCGAAUAAAGUGUUCUCGGGGGAGUCUACAGUGGUUAACAUCAAGAUCAUUGGACCGAACCCAUUGUAG
Molecule: messenger RNA, 702 nt
Organism: Kwoniella botswanensis
Lineage: Eukaryota; Fungi; Basidiomycota; Tremellomycetes; Tremellales; Cryptococcaceae
Exons: 4
Coding region: 1-702 (233 amino acids)
Cellular component (GO): mitochondrion
Molecular function (GO): thiosulfate-cyanide sulfurtransferase activity
Source: RefSeq, a predicted model, not a curated record